Molecule: messenger RNA, 1614 nt
Organism: Penicillium angulare
Lineage: Eukaryota; Fungi; Ascomycota; Eurotiomycetes; Eurotiales; Aspergillaceae
Product: putative Golgi matrix protein
Exons: 6
Coding region: 1-1614 (537 amino acids)
Biological process (GO): Golgi organization; endoplasmic reticulum to Golgi vesicle-mediated transport
Cellular component (GO): Golgi apparatus
Molecular function (GO): small GTPase binding
Source: RefSeq, a predicted model, not a curated record
AUGCCCGAUAACCCUCCAUCCGCUGCUUCAGGCGCGAAAGCGAAGAAGAACAAGAAGAAGGCAGCCAAGGCCAAGGCGAAUGCUCAGCUGACCGAUUCAAACACCGAGAAACCUCGAGAUGAUGCUCAACAACUAGAGGAUGCGGAUCAGGACGGUCCCGAUGAACCAGCCGACCCUGCAGAAGACCCCACGGCGGCUACACCUCAACCCGAUGGUGCCGGUGACAAUAAGGUCAACCACUCUACCAUCGACCACGAGCCUGUUGACGAUAAUCCCGAGCCUUCUUCGACCGAUGCCGAAGCUGAACCCAAAGACCGGUUCGACGCGCUUGUCCGAGACCGAGAUUCGCUGCGAGAAGAGGUCAUUGAUAUGCGGAAGUCAUUGGAAGAGAUCCAGUCUAAACAUAAAGUAGACAUGGAAGCACUGCAACAGAAUCUGGAUGAUAUGGAGAGCAAAAAGGAACAUGCAGAAACACAGUUCCAGCAACUGUUGGAGCGGGUCAAUAUAAUCAAGUCUCAAUUGGGAGAACGACUUAAAGAAGACGAAGAAGAGCUAGCAAACGCACGGUCUCAGCUAGAGGAACUCGAGGAUGAGAAUGCAGGCCUCAAGUCACAGCUCGAAUCCAAAUCGACGGAAAUUAAAGUGAUUUCGGACGAAUCAGCACAAAAAUCGAAAGAGAUAUCUUCACUUCGAGACCGGACAACAUUGUCGCAGCAGAAUUGGCUCAAGGAAAAAGACGAAUUGUUGGAGCAGGAAGCCUACUUACAAUCUGAAUUUGACCAGACCAAGGAAGCCAUGCAUAACUGGGAAGUGCUCGCGAUGGAAGAGCGAUCUAUUCGAGAGAACCUAGGCGAAAAAGUCGUUGACCUUGAGGAUCAACUUGGUAACCUCCGCGAUGCAUACGAAAAGGCGGCAGAAGAACGCGAUACUCAACAAUCCACUGUCGAUGGUCUUCAGCGAGCUUUGCAGGAGAUUCAAUCAGCACGGAAGCAGGAGCUCCGUGAGCUUGUAGAGAGCUCAGAUACGCAGCUAGAGGAGCUGAGACGAUCCCUACGAGAAGCACAGCAACAAGCCAGUGAUGCAAACAAGAAUCUUUCUACCGCACAAGAAGAGUUAGAUCGAGCACGGCCAUUUGAGAAAGAGGUGAAGGAGAAGAAUCUUCUUAUCGGAAAGUUGCGACAUGAAGCAGUCACGCUCAAUGACCAUCUUACCAAGGCCCUGCGAUUCCUCAAGAAGGGAAAACCAGAAGACAAUGUCGACAGGCAUAUUGUUACCAAUCACUUUCUUCAUUUUCUAGCAUUAGAUCGAUCGGAUCCCAAGAAGUUCCAGAUUCUACAACUCAUAGCGGCUCUUCUGGGCUGGGACGAUGAACAACGAGAACAAGCCGGACUCGCUCGACCAGGCACCUCAAGUAUGCCUAGCAAACUGCGGGUCCCUGGAACCCCAUUGCGUACUCCUAGCACACCAAACCUAGCCACCGAAUUCAUGGACAACGGAAACGCUAGCAAAGAAACUCUAGCAGAGCUUUGGUCCAGUUUCUUGGAACAGGAGGCUGAACAAGGCAAGUUCAAUACGAUGAGACGAGGAAGCCAUCCGGGACCGGCCAAGUCCUAG